UGUUACCUGCACCACGUGGGCCGGGGGUGGGCAGGUGCUGCCGCGGCCCCGCGCAGAAAAGCUCGCAGCCAUUGCGCCUUUCCCAGGGGUGCAGCUGGUGUGGGAGCGGCUACCACCCACCUCGGGGAAAAGGGGGUGGGAAAGGGGGGGAGCCGUGCGCCUCCCCCGCGCCAGGUCCCUGGGGAGUGAGGCUGUAGCUGGGUGUUCUGCCGCUUGGGUCUCGCUUGGAAGCGCCUGGGGCAAGGAAAGUUUCCGGCUUCUUCUUUUCCCCCGCUUCUUCCUUUCCUCCCUUUUAUCCUCUCUGCUGGCCCGGUGGCACCAUGACGGCGUCUCCCGACUACCUGGUGAUUCUCUUCGUGACCACGGCGGGCACCAACGGGGCAAGGUUGGGCUCAGACGAGCGAGAGCUGCUCCAGCUCCUGUGGAAAGUGGUCGACCUGAGGAGUAAGGAGCUGGGGCACCUGCAUGACGUGCUGGUCCGGCCUGACCACACAGAACUGACGGCUGAGUGCCAGGAGAUCACCCAAGUGGAUGUGGAGAGCCUGGCACUGGCUCCACCGCUGGAACAGGCGUUGAGACAGUUUAAUCAGUCCGUGAGCAAUGAGCUGAACAUUGGUGUAGGUACUUCUUUCUGUUUCUGUACUGAUGGACAGCUACACAUUAGGCAGGUUCUGCACCCUGAAGCUUCCAAAAAGAAUAUUUUACUGCCUGAAUGCUUCUACUCCUUUUUUGACUUGCGGAAAGAGUUCAAGAAGUGUUGCCCUGGCUCACCUGAAGUUAGCAAACUUGAUGUUGCAGCCAUGACAGAAUAUUUAAAUCUUGACAAGAAUAGUCCAGCAUUUCCCUAUGGAGCAUCUCAAGUUGAAGAUAUGGGGAAUAUUAUUUUAACAUUAAUAUCUGAACCAUACAAUCACAGAUUUUCAGAUCCAGAAAGGGUGAACUACAAAUUUGAAAGUGGGCCUUGCAGUAAGAUGGAACUUGUGGAUGACAAUGCUGUUAUCCGAGCAAGAGGAUUGCCAUGGCAGUCAUCUGACCAGGACAUAGCAAGAUUCUUCAAAGGUCUAAAUAUUGCCAAAGGAGGUGCUGCACUUUGUCUCAAUGCCCAAGGCAGGAGGAAUGGAGAGGCUCUUGUGAGGUUUGUAAGUGAAGAGCAUAGAGAUCUAGCACUGCAGAGGCACAAGCAUCACAUGGGGAACCGAUACAUAGAGGUAUACAAGGCAACAGGUGAAGACUUCCUUAAAAUUGCAGGAGGUACUUCCAAUGAGGUUGCACAGUUCUUGUCAAAAGAAAACCAAGUGAUUGUCAGGAUGCGAGGUCUUCCUUUCAAUGUAACAACAGAAGAAGUGCUGACUUUCUUUGGCCAGCACUGCCCUGUAACAGGAGGAAAGGAGGGAGUCCUGUUUGUCACUUACCCUGACAGCAGGCCAACAGGGGAUGCCUUUGUCUUGUUUGCUUGUGAGGAAUAUGCACAAAAUGCACUGAAAAAGCACAAGGAUUUGCUGGGGAAAAGGUACAUUGAACUCUUCCGGAGCACUGCAGCAGAAGUUCAGCAGGUGCUGAACAGGUACUCUUCCACACCUCUCAUUCCUCUCCCAACACCUCCAAUUCUUCCAGUAUUACCUCAACAAUUUGUGCCUCCCACUAACAUCAGAGACUGCAUACGUUUGCGUGGUCUUCCCUAUGCUGCUACCAUAGAGGACAUUCUGGAGUUCCUGGGGGAGUUUUCUACAGAUAUUCGGACCCAUGGAGUUCACAUGGUACUAAAUCACCAGGGACGUCCAUCAGGAGAUGCUUUCAUUCAGAUGAAAUCUGCAGAUCGAGCUUUCCUGGCUGCACAGAAGUGUCAUAAGAAGACUAUGAAGGACAGAUAUGUUGAAGUCUUUCAGUGUUCUGCUGAAGAGAUGAACUUUGUAUUAAUGGGGGGCACUUUAAAUCGAAAUGGCUUGUCCCCACCACCAUGUAAGUUACCAUGCCUUUCACCCCCUGCCUACUCCUUUCCGGCUCCUGCUGCAGUUGUGCCAACAGAAGCUGCUCUGUAUCAACCAUCCAUGCUUCUGAACCCACGAACGCUCCAGCCCUCCACAGCCUACUACCCUGCUGGGGCUCAGCUCUUCAUGAACUACACAGCAUAUUACCCCAGUAUGCAGCAGAGGAUGGACUGGUACACACAAAUGAUGCGGCCAGGACAGUGUCCAAAGAAUGGAUUUGCAUUUAAAGGCCCCAGCAGUUAGACUUCCUUAGUGAAGAUUCCUCUACCCUUUCUGAUGUUUUGAACAAACACAGCGAGCCUAGAUGGAGAUUUUGAUUAUGUUUCCAGCUUUGCCACUUCUCAAGCCAAUUGUGCUCAAGAGAAAAGCCACCAGAACUCUGGAAGUGACCAGAUGGAUGUGUUACUGUUUUAAAGUUCAUGCACAAUUUUCAGACAUGCACACACAGACCACUAAGUCCUUCACUUAGAGAGAGCACAGGUGCUGAGAUCAUGCAAGUCCUUGAGGGCUUCUGCUUGGUGAAGUAUUAAUCUGCUCUUUACACAAAAGUAGUUCAGCCUGAACCUACAAAGUCUGAUCUUUCAUUCUUUGAAAUAGCAAAAAAGUAUUUUUUUACAUAAUUUUGCACACAGUUUAAAAUUGUUCUUUUUCA
Molecule: messenger RNA, 2640 nt
Organism: Ficedula albicollis (Collared flycatcher)
Lineage: Eukaryota; Metazoa; Chordata; Aves; Passeriformes; Muscicapidae
Gene: ESRP1
Product: epithelial splicing regulatory protein 1
Exons: 15
Coding region: 321-2231 (636 amino acids)
Cellular component (GO): ribonucleoprotein complex
Molecular function (GO): RNA binding
Source: RefSeq, a predicted model, not a curated record